Messenger RNA from Enhydra lutris kenyoni (northern sea otter), 1436 nucleotides. Its product is annotated as ST3 beta-galactoside alpha-2,3-sialyltransferase 5. The coding region runs from base 49 to 1308 and encodes 419 amino acids. The record is from RefSeq and is a predicted model, not a curated record. The transcript is spliced from 7 exons. Gene Ontology annotation, molecular function: lactosylceramide alpha-2,3-sialyltransferase activity. Lineage: Eukaryota; Metazoa; Chordata; Mammalia; Carnivora; Mustelidae.
GGGGCGCGGGGCCCGGGACUGGUGGCCGGCCGGCGCCCCCUCCCUAGCAUGCGGACGAAGGCGGCGGGCGGCGCGGAGCGGCGUCCCCUGCAGCUGCGAACAGAGUCGGUGGCGGCGGCACCUGCCGGCCGAGCAAUGCCCAGUGAGUAUAACUGUGUGAAACUGAGAAGUGAUCGCUCGAGACCCUCUCUGCAAUGGUACUCCCGAGCUCAGAACAAGAUGAGAAGACCCAACUUGAUACUUAAAGACAUCCUCAAGUGUACAUUGCUUGUGUUUGGAGUGUGGAUCCUUUAUAUUCUCAAGUUAAAUUAUACUACUGAAGAAUGUGACAUGAAAAAAAUGCAUUAUGUGGACCCGGACCGUGUAAAGAGAGCUCAGAAGUACGCUCAGCAAGUCUUGCGAAAGGAGUGCCGACCCAAGUUCGCGAAGAAGUCCAUGGCCCGGUUGUUUGAGCACAGGUACAGCCCAGAUUUACCACCUUUCGUGAAGGAGGUCCCCAAGGUGAACGAAGCCGAGUACAAGUAUGAUCCACCUUUUGGUUUCCGGAAGUUCUCCAGUCAAGUCCAGACCCUCUUGGAGAUACUGCCUGAGCAUGACCUGCCUGAACACUUGCGAGCCAAGAGCUGUAGGCGUUGUGUGGUUAUUGGAAGUGGCGGAAUCCUCCAUGGACUAGCGCUGGGCCAUGCCCUGAACCAGUUCGAUGUCGUGAUAAGGUUAAACAGUGCACCAGUUGAAGGAUAUUCUGAGCAUGUUGGUAAUAAAACUACUAUCAGGAUGACUUAUCCAGAGGGCGCGCCACUGUCUGACCUUGAAUAUUAUUCCAAUGACUUGUUUGUUGCUGUUUUAUUUAAGAGUGUUGACUUCAACUGGCUUCAAGCAAUGGUAAAAAACGAAACCCUGCCAUUUUGGGUGCGGCUCUUCUUUUGGAAGCAGGUAGCGGAAAAAAUCCCACUACGGCCGAAACACUUCAGGAUUUUGAAUCCAGUUAUUAUCAAAGAGACUGCCUUUGACAUCCUUCAGUACUCGGAGCCCCAGUCAAGGUUCUGGGGCCGAGAUAAGAACGUGCCCACCAUUGGUGUCAUUGCUGUCGUCCUAGCCACGCACCUGUGUGAUGAAGUCAGCUUGGCAGGCUUUGGAUAUGACCUCAAUCAACCCAAAACACCUUUGCACUACUUCGACAAUCUCUGCAUGGCUGCCAUGAACUUUCAAACCAUGCAUAAUGUGACAACGGAGACCAGAUUCCUCGUCAGGCUGGUCAAAGAGGGUGUGGUGGAGGACCUCAGCGGAGGCAUCCAUUGUGAAUUCUGAGCACAAACAAACCUCAUCUGACAAUGCAGCUCCAACUCUGAAGGCUGGUUUUUCAGAGCCUUCUCCAUGACUGCAUCCUGCAGAUCCUUUGAAGUGCAGCCGGUGUUUUUAACUUUUAAUUUAAAAAA